ACAAUCCCCCUAAUCCCAUCAGGGCAGUGGGGGCCAAGCGGAGCCGAGCUGGGCCAUGGCGGGCACACGGGCACACAGCCGUCUCCUGCACUCGCUGCUCUGCCAGCUGUGCUGCGGCUGUGGCUGCAGCUCCUGCCAUGGGCUCCGUGUGUCCACAAGCACCCGCAUCCUCUACACUCUCCUGCAUGUCCUGGCCUCUGCCGUGUGCUGCCUCAUGCUGUCCCGCACCGUGGCCCAGGCCGUCAGGGAGAAGGUGCCCUUCUCAGUGGUGCUGUGCAAACACCUGCCUGGGGGCACAGACUGCGAGCGGCUGGUGGGCUCCUCGGCCGUGUACCGGGUCUGCUUCGGCACCGCCUGCUUCCACCUGGCACAGGCCGCCCUGCUCCUCAACGUGCGCUCCAGCACCGACUGCCGCGCUCAGCUCCACAACGGGUUCUGGCUCCUGAAGGUGCUGGUGCUGGUGGGGCUCUGGGCCGCCAGCUUCUUCAUCCCUGAGGACAGCUUCAUCCAAGCCUGGCACUACACGGGCGUCUGUGGGGGCUUCGCUUUCAUCCUCAUCCAGCUGGUGCUGAUCACCGCCUUUGCGCACACCUGGAACAAGAACUGGCUGACGGGCGCCGCGCAGGACAAGCGCUGGUACCUGGCCGUGCUGCUGGCCACGGCCGCUUUCUACACCCUCGCCUCCGCCGCCUUCUCCUUCCUCUACAAGUACUACACCCACCCGGCCGCCUGCCGCCUCAACAAGGCACUGCUCACCAUCAACGGCAGCCUCUGCGGCAUCAUGUCCUUCAUCUCCAUCACGCCCUGCGUGCGGCUUAAGCAGCCGCGGUCGGGGCUGUUGCAGUCCUCAAUCAUCAGCUGCUACGUGAUGUACCUCACCUUCUCUGCACUGUCCAGCCGUCCCCCAGAGAGAGUGCUCUACAAGGGGCAGAACCUCACCGUCUGCUUCCCGGGCAUCCGGCAGGACGAGCUGCAGACAGAGGACACCACCGUCGCUGUCCUGGGGGCCGCCAUCAUGUACGCCUGCGUGCUCUUCGCAUGUAAUGAAGCCUCCUACCUUGCUGAGGUCUUCGGGCCCCUCUGGAUGGUCAAAGUCUACAGCUUUGAGUUUAAAAAACCCUCCUGUUGCUUCUGCUGCCCAGAGAAGAUGGAGGAGGAGCUCAGAGGCGCCGAGCCAACGUGCGAGCAAGCGGAGGAGACCGCCAGGGGACAGUGCAUCAUCCAGGAUGAGCGAGACCGGGUGGUCUACAGCUACUCAGCCUUCCACUUUGUGUUCUUCCUCGCCUCGCUCUACGUCAUGAUGACCCUCACCAACUGGUUCAGCUACGAGAAUGCGGUGCUGGAGACCACCUUCACACACGGCAGCUGGUCGACCUUCUGGGUGAAGAUGUCCUCGUGCUGGGCCUGCGUCCUGCUCUACCUGUGGCUGCUGCUUAGCCCCUUCUGCCUCCACGGCUCCCCCCAGCACCGGCGCAGCAGCUCGGCCCUGCGCGUCGUGCGGCGACGACGCGCUCAGCAGCGCAUCAGCGUCUCCACGUAGUCCCUGCUGGGACAGACUGUGCCCAGCCGCUCACAUGGCAGCAGCAGGGGCUGGUGCCUGCCAUGCCCUGUGCCUGUGCCCUGGCCCCGCUGGGUUCCACUGGACUCCCUCACCCCCAUCCCAGGAGACGGCGGCAUCUGAGAGCCUGAGGGGGACCCAGGAGGUGGGCGCUGACAGGGACACCGGUCCUGCGCUGAGCCGGGGCCACCCGAGGGGCUGGCCGGAGUGAGCCGGGUGGUGGGUGCUCAGCCCUGGCUGCUGCUGGGCUCCCUCCGGGCAGGGAGGCAGCUCCUGCCGCACACCGGCUACCAGUCUGGCUGCCCUGGCCCAGGGUCUGCCAGGCGAGCAGGGCUCUGCCCUGGCCAUCUCUGUGUCUCAGCUCAUCCACCGAUGGUGUGCUUAUUGUAAAUAACUUCUUCAAUACAUUUUUAUAUA
Molecule: messenger RNA, 1975 nt
Organism: Aquila chrysaetos chrysaetos
Lineage: Eukaryota; Metazoa; Chordata; Aves; Accipitriformes; Accipitridae
Gene: SERINC4
Product: serine incorporator 4
Exons: 12
Coding region: 56-1540 (494 amino acids)
Cellular component (GO): membrane
Source: RefSeq, a predicted model, not a curated record